This is a messenger RNA of Prorocentrum cordatum, 956 nucleotides long. Lineage: Eukaryota; Dinophyceae; Prorocentrales; Prorocentraceae. The record is from the annotation of a GenBank genome assembly.
AGUUCAAGCGCUUGUGGCUCAGGCCACAAGUCUCAGGUUGCUGAGACCAAGAACUCGGAUCACCGCAUCCAGAGCUCUACGUCUCCUAUAGCAGACUCCGUGGUCCGGAGGCUCGCUGCCUCGGGCAGGCGCCAUGACCUCGCGCGCUCUGUUCGGCAACCCCGACUCGGAGAUCGACCAUGAGUUCGGGGAGCGGCUGAUGAAGAAGGACCCGAAGACGGCCGUGAACCAGUUCUGCCAGCGCUUCUGCAACCGGCCCAUCAACAAGGAGGACGUCAUCUACACCGUGUCGAAGUACCCCCAGGGCUACCAGGCCACGGUGAAGCUCAACUGCAUCGAGGGGCAGGAGUUUGCCGGCGCGGUGGCCAACAGCCAGAAGGAGGCGGAGGCGCAGGCCUCGCAGCAGAUCCUCGACUUCUACGCCGAGCAGAUCAACAACAUGAGGAAGCCGCCGAAGAAGAAAAAGAAGCGGCCGGCCACCCAGCCUCCGGGCACACCGCCUCCGCCGCCGCCCAAGCCUGGGGACCCGCAGCCAGAGCUGGACCCGUCCAUCUCGGCGAAGGGCAACCUGAACGCGCACGUCGGGAAGAUCCUCCGGCGCGUGCUGGAGAAGGACGAGGUGCUGUACGAGACGCAGCAGGUGGUCGGCGGCUACCAGUCCACGGUCCGUAUGCCAGGGCUGCCAGACGACUGGGGGCUGCAGAUCUUUGCUGGGGAGGUGUGCCACAAGAGGCAGGACGCGGAGCAGAGCGUUGCCCAGCUCGCCCUCGACGCCAUCCGUGCCGACGAGGGCCUCAUGGCCAAAUACAAUCUGCCGGCCAAGGUGAAGAACUGGAUACCGAUUGGCACCGGGCGCGCCAUGGGGAAGGGCCACCAGGGGCCAGGGAACAUUUUCGGCGGCAAGGCGUACUGGAGACCACCUGCCUGAGGAGAUGUCGUAUGAAAACUCGAUGGGA